GCGAAGUCCGCGUCAAUUUUUUAGUAUAAAUGUGGCCACAAUUUGGUAGUCGAAAUCAGAAUCAACUCGUUCGCUGAGCAUUCAACAAGUCUUCCUUCUACUCCUUCAACUUUUUCAACACUCUCAACAAUAACAACAUGAAGUUCGCCAUUGCCGUAGUCAUGUUCGUGUGCGCCGUUGCCGGUGCUCAGGCUUCGUGGGCAGCCAUUGCUCCUGGUGUCUCCUAUGUGAACUCGGUUGCCCAUGGUCCGGCUGGUCUGUGGAACGGCGCAUGGAAUGGUGCCUGGAAUGGUGCCUGGAACGGUGGCUGGAACAACGGUGCCUGGAACAACGGUGCCUGGCAUAACGGCUGGGCAGCACCUGCUGCUGUUGCCGUCCAUGCCAGCGCCCCCUGGGGCCUGACCGCUCCCGGCUGGCACGGUGGUGUUCCCGGCAUUGCCCUCGCUCAGGGACCCCAUGCCGCUGCUGCUCAUGGCCAUGGUCAUGAGGGUGUCUAUGUUGCCAAGACUCGUGGUGCCAUCCACACCGCUCCUCUGGCUGGUCACAUCAACUCGGCCACCUCUGUGAAUGUGGCCCCCGCCCCGGUACUCUGUAAAUACUGCCCAACAACUCGAAUGCCAAAAUGGAAGUGAGGAACAGCAGGGGGGGCCGAGGAUGCACAUCAGCUGGCAACAGGCGAACCAAUUGUUGUCUGGCUCUCUUCUUCUAUCCUACUUCUAUCUACACGAUUCUACAACGACUCUACUCGGAUACUCUACCACCAACCACCAGGAACCAAUUAUUGUUAAGCACACCGAUCUUAGUCCCGUUAUGAACGUGAGAAUCUUCAGUGAUUCUCUAUCUCGUUCACACACAAAACACACUUACUCACGCGCACAUUUGAGUUAGUUCUGUGUUCAGCAAAUAAGUCCAACAACAACAACAACAACAUCAACAAUUACAACAACUACAACCAACAAA
This is a messenger RNA of Drosophila innubila, 960 nucleotides long. RefSeq names its product adult cuticle protein 1. Lineage: Eukaryota; Metazoa; Arthropoda; Insecta; Diptera; Drosophilidae. The record is from RefSeq and is a predicted model, not a curated record. The transcript is spliced from 2 exons. The coding region runs from base 138 to 632 and encodes 164 amino acids.